This is a messenger RNA of Sphaeramia orbicularis (orbiculate cardinalfish), 3309 nucleotides long. RefSeq names its product required for meiotic nuclear division 5 homolog B (gene rmnd5b). The coding region runs from base 181 to 1356 and encodes 391 amino acids. The transcript has 10 exons. Gene Ontology annotation, cellular component: GID complex; nucleus; cytoplasm. The record is from RefSeq and is a predicted model, not a curated record. Gene Ontology annotation, molecular function: protein binding; ubiquitin protein ligase activity. Lineage: Eukaryota; Metazoa; Chordata; Actinopteri; Kurtiformes; Apogonidae. Gene Ontology annotation, biological process: proteasome-mediated ubiquitin-dependent protein catabolic process.
AUAGACACAGGAAAUCGUCCUUGGAAACCACUGCGGAGUGAGCCGUCUUGUUCCUCAAACGUCUUUGUCAUCACUGCUGCUGAAGUGUUGCCAUAACAGGCAAGCGGCUAACGCUAAUGUUUGCUAACUAAUUAGCAAGGUAGGUGUUUCUGUGUGUGUGUGCGUGUUCCACUCUGAACAAUGGAACAGUGUGCAUGUGUGGAGCGGGAGCUGGAGAAAGUGCUCCAUCGCUUUGUAAUGUAUGGCCACCAGUCAGAAGAGAGGUUAGAUGAGCUCCUGCGCAGUGUCUGUGAGAUUCGAGGACAGCUUGUAGCAUUUGGUGUACAAGAUGCAGACUUAUCCGUCUUAUCUCAGACUAUGGCACAGUGUUGUAAGAAUAUCAAAGAAACAGUACAAAUGCUGGCCUCCAGACAUAAGGACAUUCACGGCAGUGUAUCUAAAGUGGGCAAAGCUAUCGACAGGAAUUUCGACGCAGAGAUCAGUGCUGUGGUGGCAGAGACAGUGUGGGACACCCCAGAGAGACAGAAAUACCUGAGUGAGACCAUUGUGGAACACCUGUACAGACAAGGAAUGCUCAGUGUAGCAGAGGAUCUGUGUCAGGAGUCUGGUGUAGUUAUAGAUAUGAGUAUGAAGCAGCCUUUCCUUGAACUGAACAGGAUCCUUGAAGCUCUACGGAUGCAGGACCUCAGGCCGGCACUAGAAUGGGCUGUUACGAAUCGGCAGCGUCUGUUGGACCUGAACAGCAGCCUAGAAUUCAAGUUGCAUCGUUUGUAUUUUAUCAGUCUGCUCAGUGGGGGCAUCAGCAACCAAAUGGAGGCCUUGCAGUAUGCCAGGCAUUUCCAGCCUUUUGCUGCUCAACAUCAGAGAGAUAUUCAGAUCCUGAUGGGCAGUCUGGUUUACCUGCGUCACGGCAUUGAAAACUCUCCAUACCGCAGUUUGCUCGAGACAAAUCAGUGGGCUGAGAUCUGUAACAUCUUCACAAGGGAUGCUUGUGCCUUACUGGGCCUCUCUGUAGAGUCUCCAUUAAGUGUCAGCUUUGCAUCAGGCUGUAUGGCUUUGCCUGUGUUAAUGAACAUCAAGCAGGUGAUAGAGCAGAGACAGUGCAGUGGAGUCUGGACACACAAAGAUGAGCUGCCUAUUGAAAUAGAUCUCGGGAAAAAGUGCUGGUACCACUCUGUGUUCGCCUGCCCCAUCCUUCGGCAGCAGACUUCAGAGAGUAACCCUCCGAUGAAGCUCAUCUGUGGCCACGUCAUCUCCAGAGAUGCCCUCAAUAAACUGACUAACGCUGGGAAAUUGAAAUGCCCCUACUGCCCCAUGGAGCAGAACCCAUCACAUGCCAAGCAGAUCUACUUUUGAUACCUUCAGUCUCCUGUUGAGUAAGGAUGAAGUUCCCUGGAGCUCCAAGUGAAUCCAGGACCAUUUACUCUGGCCCUUUUCCUCUGUCCCUGGCCUUUGGCCUGUUAUUGUAAGCAUUAAGGUUUUAUCCCAGUGCUCCUCUGGACAGCCUCGGUCAUCCCUAACACACCUCGGACCCUCCAACUUUGCGUAAUGUACAGAGUCCAGCGGGGAUGGUCCGGCUACAACCUGUAGUAGAAUGAGGAGAGUGUCAGUAACGAGAACAUCCUCACAAAGAAGCACCUCUGAAAAGGAUCAUUUAUUGAAACUCAUUUGCAAAUGCCUGCAGAAUUAUAGGCUUAUCUUUUUAAAGUAUGUAAUUCUUUAUAGUGUUUUCUUGGCUUUAUCGACUGUUUGAGUUGGCUUAUGGAAGACUGCUUCUAUUUUCUGUUCCUUUUUUGACAGAAGCAGUUGAAUGAUUACGGACGGGUGUAGAGUAAACAGUAUGUACAGGACUGUUUCUGAUUUCAGGAUGGUAAUAAACUUUUAAUCUAUUUCACAUGCGAAAACCUCCGAAAAGGCAUGUUCAGUGACUCUUGAAGGUUUAUUCUUUUCUGGUGAAGGGGAACUGUGGAGGUCAACCUUGAACCGAACUGAUUGUGACAUGUGACCCAUUGGUUCUCCAUAAUGUAAUAAAGGCCUCACGUAGCUUGAAAGUCACUGUCGGCUCAUGUAUCCGUUUGAUCCGUAGAACAUUGAACUCAUGAAUGGUGGACAGCUUUUUUUUUUUUUCUUUUUUCUUUUUUUUGUGACUGACUGCACCAGCAAGAUUAUACUCAUUAUAGAAGCCAUUUGUCUUGUUCUAUGUAUGUAUUUAACAAACAUGACAAAAAAGGAAACAAAAAAAUAUAUUCUACUGUGAAAUGUGCUUUGCUUCUAUUUUUCAUUGCAGCUGCCACACUGGUGGGAAAAUGGUAAAUUAAACUGAACAGGAAAAAUGCUUAAUCAACACUACUGCGUGAAUUUCACAACUAGCAUCUCUACAGUCCACAUCUCACUCGUGCCAUCGCUUCACGUCACCAUGCAUUGUGUGUAAAACUAAGCUUGCUCUCCAUGUGAUUUGGAGAUGUAAAGUGGUGUGACGGUAGCCGUAAGGUCUGACUUGCAGUGACUGUAGGCUUGUGAUUCAGCUUUACUUGUCGUGGGUGGGGGAAGUCCUCUGAUCAAUGUGGCUGUUGUUUAAUAUAUACUUAUUAAAUGCCUCCGCUGCAUAGUUUCAGCUUUUCUUUAACUGAUAGAGACAUUGUAGUCCGUACAUUUCCUCAGGGUUCAUUGUGUCAGUACACAUCACACUUUGCAGUUAGUAUUAAAGUUAUACAUUUAUAUAAGGAGUGUUGGAACAAAGAUUACACAUAUUUCACUAUUGGGGUGUGUUUGGUUGUGGGAAUUUGUAUAUAGUGCUCAACUGGUGAUGUGUAAGCAUACACUAGGGUAAGCAGUGUCACAAGGCGUCUGGAUGUACAGUAUGUUUUGAUUCUCCAUAACUCUUAGUGCAAGUUCCUGGUGUCCUCUUGAAAAUGGUGAUGUCACCCCACAUGGGUGGGGCUAAUUUGUUGAAGAAGCGCUGCACCAGCAUAGCUCACACUGACAAUGCAACAUUUCUUUCAGUUUAAAGAAAGAGUUAGCAUUUAUCUUUUUUUUUUUUUUUUUUUUUUUAAAUGAGUUGCAGCACAUGUUCUGUGUGGAUUUUCACUGAGUUUCCUCUGCAUUUUUACUUGGGUUGACAAUCAUUCAUCACUUCCCUCGAGUGUCAUUUCAGGUAGAUGGCUAGCGCGCCGUACUUCUGUCAUUAAUUUUUGAGUGUUUGCAUUUUCUGCUUUUGUGUGUUAUGCAACUUUUAUUGUAAAUAUUUAUCCUCUAACAUGUUUCAUAUACUUGCAUCUGAAAUUAAAAUAAAAAUUUAUACUACAAGUC